Molecule: messenger RNA, 1977 nt
Organism: Umbelopsis ramanniana AG
Lineage: Eukaryota; Fungi; Mucoromycota; Umbelopsidomycetes; Umbelopsidales; Umbelopsidaceae
Exons: 6
Coding region: 36-1682 (548 amino acids)
Biological process (GO): transmembrane transport
Molecular function (GO): transmembrane transporter activity
Source: RefSeq, a predicted model, not a curated record
UCAUUGCAAUUGCGACUGAUUCCUGGAAACUCUGAAUGCACGAUCCCAAACGACCUCGGCAUUCCUCCGUAUCGUCUUCGCUGACAAGAGUCGAAUCCAUCACAAGCUGCCAAACCGAAACUGAUCCAUUACUUCCUUUCAAACGCCGGUGUCCGAGCGACCGGAUAACAUGGCGCCAUUGGGCUCUACUUUUUUUUGCAUGCUCGUUCUUAUUCGGUAAUUACUUUUGCUAUGAGCUUCCAUCGGCUCUCAACCUGCAACUUCACGAACGAAUGGGAUCGUCGUACGAGACUUGGCAGUACCAGCUCAACAUGCUUUUCACCGCCGUCAGUACCCCGAAUAUUAUAUGUCCACUCUUGUCUGGGAUCGGCAUCGAUAGACUCGGCACAAAUACCAUGCUUAUCUCGUUGACGACCAUUCUCUGCACUGGUCAAGCCAUCUUUGCCUUGGGGGUUACCACGAGGUCAUUUUGGCUAAUGGUGGCUGGUCGUGUCUUGUUUGGUAUUGGAGGUGGAUCGCUGGAGGUGUGUCAAGGUAAAAUAACCACAGACUGGUUCAGAGGAAGAGCAUUGGCCUUUGCUAUGGCCUUAACCUUAACAUUUGGCAGAAUUGCUACGGCACUCAAUUACAAUUUAUCGCCAUGGCUAGAUGAACGCUUUUCAGAGGAUUGGGUUUGUUGGUUCGGUUUUGCAUUGUGUUUGUUGAGCGCCGGAGCAACUGUUAUCACCAUGAUAUUGGAUUCACCGCAAUCGAGAGCCAAAGCUGGCAUAGUCGAAUCCGACGCCACAAGUACCAAGAAACAUAUCAUGAACGACAGCGGUAUGCCUGAUGAUUUGUUGUUAGACGACGAUAGCGAAUCCAUAUUUAGCGAAGAUGAGAAUAUGAACUUGGCGCACUUGGCGAAAUUCAGCCCCUCCUUCUGGCUACUCAAUAUCAUUUUGUUGGCGCUAUAUGGCGCCGUCCAACCCUUCAACCAUAUCUCUUCGGAUUUCCUUCAAACCAAAUGGUAUCCUGGAAAUGCUCAAGCUGCUGGUGCAGUCCAGUCCAUACCGGAUACAAUGUCCGCUUUUCUGAGCCCAGCCCUAGGCUACAUGACGGAUCGUAUGGGACACCGGGGACACCAGCUUUUAAUCUCUGGAGCUGUCAUAUCGAUAGCUCAUCUCACCCUCGGCUUCACCUACAUUACACCGAUUGUACCCUUGUUCUUCCUAGGCAUAUUUUAUGCUUCAUUUGGAAGUGCUCUUUGGCCUUCUUUCGCCCUUGUCGUCGAGCACUAUCAUUUAGGUACCGCUUACGGCAUAGCCACCGCAGCUCUCAACAUUGGAUUAUCCGUGGUGCCGAUCAUUGUUGGGAGGAUUAGAGCGAUAAGUACCUUCGCACAUGUUGAAUUGUUUUUUGCCGUCAUGGCAGGAGCUGGUACUUUAGCCUCUGUGGCGUUGUUGGUUGUAGGUUCGCAAGAAGGCUCACCUUUAGAAAAGGUCCAUGUCGACGAACAGCUUAUCAAUUCGCCCAAAGAUGGAGGUUUAACCACUCGAUGGGUCACAGAAGGCCAUCAUGCUAUUGUGCCACACAGAUAUUCGACCACCUCUUGGGUCGAUGACACCGGUGCUAUCCAUCACGUUAUUGGAGCGGCUGGCGCCAGCAUCAACAUCCCACCUCCCAGUGACGUUUCACUGAUCUAAACGCGGGACAAGUAUACCAUCGCUGCAUCUAGCGUGUCAUUCCUUGUAAUCUACUCCCCAUAUAUAUAUGCCUGUACAUGCCACGUUUUACAAAUUGAUUGUUUGAAUGCAUUAUACCUUUGCAUACACUGGACUUAUAUUUUAUCUUGCAAUAGUAUAAUGUAAACAUCUUCCAUCACAUAUAGCUUUUUACAAUCCAGAUGUUUUAACAUAUCGUUUUGAUUUUAUUUUACGCUAUUCUCUCGAGUAAAAAGAAUUCUUUUUUUUUUUUAUAAUAAAACAAACAUCCCAUCAG